Messenger RNA from Aspergillus tanneri, 213 nucleotides. RefSeq names its product EthD domain-containing protein. Lineage: Eukaryota; Fungi; Ascomycota; Eurotiomycetes; Eurotiales; Aspergillaceae. The record is from RefSeq and is a predicted model, not a curated record. Gene Ontology annotation, molecular function: oxidoreductase activity. The coding region runs from base 1 to 213 and encodes 70 amino acids. The transcript has a single exon.
AUGGCAGCUGAGUACCUUGGUCAGCACGGUGGGGGAGACCAGGUGCUGGAUUUCGACGGUCAUGCCGAAGUCCUGCUGGACAACUGGGAUAUUUUGGACCGGUUGAGAGCAGAUCCUUACUACAAAGAUGUGGUGGAACCGAGCGAGGCUAAAUUGAUUGACAAGGGCAGUGUCAAACGGAGGGUCGGCUAUGAGGAGGUCUGGGUGUCUUAG